Monoraphidium neglectum is the source of this 1125-nucleotide messenger RNA. RefSeq lists its product as hypothetical. NCBI's taxonomy places the organism in Eukaryota, Viridiplantae, Chlorophyta, Chlorophyceae, Sphaeropleales, Selenastraceae. The transcript is spliced from 3 exons. The coding region runs from base 1 to 1125 and encodes 374 amino acids. The record is from RefSeq and is a predicted model, not a curated record.
AUGCGGCUGUCGCGCCCCAACCUCCCACUCGCCGCGCCGCGCGCGUGCGGCGGCGCGAGCGCCGCCCUCGCCAGUGCGGUGAGGCGCCUAGCGAAGCUGAUCGGCAGCGGCGCGCACGAGGGGGCGCAGCUGGAGCAGGCGUGGUCAGACGUGACGGAGCAGACCAAUGCGUCGGCGUCCGCCGCCCUUGGGCAAGACGAGCUGGCGCUGCUGGCUGCACUCAUCCGCGACGGCGUCGGGGGCGCGCAGCCGGUGGUGCUGGUGCACACGCUGAUCUGGCAGAGCGCCCCGCGGCGCGCGCAGGUCGCAACCAGCCCCAAAAUCGUGCUGGCGCUGCUGAAGCGGACCGCCGCGUUCGAAGCCGACGAGGACGCCGCCGCGGUCAGCGCCAUGGCGGUCGGGGACCUGUGCCGCGGCGACGGGGCGACGGGCAGCAGCUUCGCGCCUGAGGUGAUGGCCGCCCAGCUGUCGGAGGACCCCUCAGACAGCGCCCUCGCCAUCCUCUGCCACGUCGUCGCCGCCCGCCAUCCCAACCGCCUGCUGACUGGGUCCGUGCUCUCCGCCGUCUGCGACAUCUCGCGCGGCUGCCCGGGGGCGCGCCCCGAGAUCGCGCGUCAGGAGGGGCUGCUGGAGGGCCUGGCCUGGUGUCUCGACACAGACGGCGGCGUAGAUCGCUGCAACGAUCUGAUCGACCAAGAUCAAGAUCAAGAUCGAGAUCAAAGUCAAGAUCGCCAGAGCCCCGAGGACGAGGCCGAGGAGGACCAGCUGGUUUGGCGCCAAGACGUGCGCGCCGCGGCGGCGUGGGCGGUGGAGGCGCUGGCACGGGAGCCAGGCGUUGCCGCUGCCGCGGCGGCGACGGCGGGCAUUACAGAGGGCCUGCGGCGCGCCGCUGAGGUGGCGGCGCUCGCAAGGUCGGAGGCGCGGGCCGCGUUGGAUCUCUUGGCAGCAGCGGCGGUCGGCGGCAGCGGCGGAGCCCCUGCAAGCGCCAGCGGCGGCGCUGCUCUGCCAGCGGCGGGCGGGGCGGCCGCUGGGGAGGCGGGCGGCAGCGAUGCCGCCGCUCCACCGAAGCUGGUGGCCUGUGCACCAGAGCCGGCGGGCGCUUUGGAAACAGCCGCCAGCAAUUAG